Messenger RNA from Populus euphratica (Euphrates poplar), 469 nucleotides. Its product is annotated as phytosulfokines-like. Gene Ontology annotation, cellular component: extracellular region. The transcript has 2 exons. Gene Ontology annotation, biological process: cell population proliferation. Gene Ontology annotation, molecular function: growth factor activity. NCBI's taxonomy places the organism in Eukaryota, Viridiplantae, Streptophyta, Magnoliopsida, Malpighiales, Salicaceae. The record is from RefSeq and is a predicted model, not a curated record. Bases 63 to 314 code for a protein of 83 amino acids.
CUCCAUAUUUCAUGCUCCUUUGAGUUUUAUAGAAAGCAAGAAAUCAAAGGAGAAGCAGAGGAAUGGCUUACAGGAUCAGCACCGUUUGCAUCAUGGCCAUUCUUUUCUUUUCCUUCACUUUGACCUCUGCUGCCCGGCCGGAGCCAGCCUUCGCUGAUGUAACUCCGAUGGAGACUCUAUACGGGGAUAAUGCCGAAGCAGAGACUGUAGAGGUGGAGAAGAGUUGUGAAGGAGUUGGAGAAGACGAGUGUUUGACGAGAAGAACACUUGCAGCUCAAAUUGAUUAUAUAUACACUCAGAAACACAAGCCAUGAAAUCUUACGUUUUCUUGGUUAGUAUUGCAUCUAUAAAUGGGAGGCUUCCCUGUAUCAUUUCCCCAAAUCUCUCCUAGUCAAUAUUGUAUAUUUACUUGGUUUGAAUGUUGUAUUAAUAAAAACGGACGCAGAUGUUGUAGUGGGUUGUUAAUUUA